AUGCAUUGUCCUCAGUGUUUGAUUCAUUCAUUAGGUCCGUUAUGUUUCGCAGUUCUGUCAGAGAUUGCAAAUAUAAGGACCGUCACCGAUGAGAUCAGAGCAGAGACUGCAGAAAUCAAAGCACAGAUAUACAAUAUCAAUUCUCAGCUUGAAGAAGCCUUGACCAAGCUGCGGGAGGCCAGCUUAUCUCCAAUCACAGAUACAAUCAAUAUAACAGACGAAUCUGUAGAGUGUGGAAAGCAGUCAAUUGCUCCAGACGCUGAUGCUUUCAACAAACCCUUCCUCAGUUCUACCACCUCCUCCGCUGCAAGAAAAGAGGAUUCCUUUGCUCCUGAAAGCAUCUUCCGGGUAAAGCAUUCAACCGGCAUACAAACGGAUCAGAAUCUAAACUCUCUCAUAGCGUCAUUGUCGAUAGCAGAGACUGCCGCCAGGGGUCUUACCAGUCUUGAAAUAGAUGCAGCCGCUCUUGCUUUGGGCAAAGCUUAUCGAGAUGCUGGUCUCUUUGAAGAUGCUCUUCAACAUUUCCUUGAGGCGCUGACAGCACGAGAAACAGAUUUAGGCCUUACCCAUCCGACCUCACUCAAUAUUUUGGAGAUCAUUGCCCAGGUGCACGAGAUCCAAUUCGAAUGGUCAGAGGCGCUGGCUUGCUAUCUGACUUCCCUUGAAGGUCGAAUGCGAAAUUCCACCUUCGGUCAUCGCCAUCCAUCAACUCUCGCAGCCGCAACAAAAGUGGCAAGAAUGCAACAACCAUUGGGUCAACAUGACGGAGCUGCAAAAGAAUGUUACGCUGUCCUCUCAGCGUAUGAAUCGCUGAACAGUGCUCAGUCACUUCCUGCUCUUUCUAUUCGCCUGCACAUUGCAAAGGCAGCAACGGUAAGAGGAGGUGAGGGCCUCGUGAAACAAGCAUAUGCUGCAGUUCAAGCGAUUCGUAGAGAGCAGCGGGGUCUAAUUGUCGCUGAAGCGGAAACCCCUCUAGACAACCAACUGGAGUUUGAAGAUGAGGAUAGCUUUCUUCUAGGCAAGAGCGAUGUCGAGUUGAUCAGGAGAUGUCGCAAACAGCUGGAAGACUUGAGUGCAGCACUGGGAAGGACACACCCAGACGCACUCGUAAAGAUGUGCGAGCUUGCCAUGGCAUUUGCGAACAAUGACCAGCACCAAAAUGCUAUAGGUUGGUUUCAAGAGGUGGUCGCCGGACAUACUAAACUGGAUGAGUCCUUGGAGCUCUAUCAGAAGAAGAUGGACGAAUGCAAAGCCAGGCUGGGAGACGACCGUUGGCUCAUGGAGAGGGUGUUUGACGAAAUGAGCGACUUGUACCUGCAGAGUAAUCGUCAUUUAGACUCCGCUCGAGAGUAUCAGAAAACACUUGACUUGCUACAGCGACGUCUCAACAAGGACAACCUGAAGUCGUUGUCAAUUCUGUGCAAAUUUGCCGACGUGCAUCUAGAACAGCACUGGUACCAGGAAGCACUCAACCUCUACAUGGCCGUCCUUGAAGCUAUUGACAACACAUCUCGCAAAGAGGAGGACUUUUGGAACCUGCGCCGCUUCUGCAUCUCUCAGGUUGCAGCCUGUUACACGAAACUCUACAAUAACGAACUGGCGCUCUCUUUCCUUGAGGAGCUUCUCCACUGCGGCGAUGAUGAACAGCAACUCGGUGCCCUUAUGUGUAUCUGCAACGUGCAAGAGAUGCAAGGCAGGUUGCUCCCCGCCAUUGAAACCUAUAAGCGGGUUCUAGAAAUGCAGACAGCAAAUCUCGGCUCCAAUCACCUUGAUCCUCUCAUGAAUGUCUGGAGGAUUACUUCACUAUUUUAUCGCGCAAGUCGCUAUCAGGAGGCGUUAACAUGA
Messenger RNA from Cladophialophora bantiana CBS 173.52, 1845 nucleotides. RefSeq lists its product as uncharacterized. Bases 1 to 1845 code for a protein of 614 amino acids. Lineage: Eukaryota; Fungi; Ascomycota; Eurotiomycetes; Chaetothyriales; Herpotrichiellaceae. The record is from RefSeq and is a predicted model, not a curated record. Gene Ontology annotation, molecular function: protein binding. The transcript is spliced from 6 exons.